Oikopleura dioica is the source of this 990-nucleotide messenger RNA. Lineage: Eukaryota; Metazoa; Chordata; Appendicularia; Copelata; Oikopleuridae. The record is from the annotation of a GenBank genome assembly.
AUGAAGCUUUCAAGCUUUUUUGUUCUAGCGAAAGUUGGCUUUUCGCAAGAUUUGGCUGAGUUUGACUCGCGAUGCCCUGACUUGGAACUUGGCCAGCAGUGUGAUACUGAAUGCUCGGAGGUUUUCGUUGACUGCCGCAACAACUGUCCUGACCAUCUUUGUGAAAAUCAAUGUCUGAUCGAGUUCACAGAAUGCGUCUCGGAUUGUCCCUGUGGACAAAAUUGCCCAAACGGAUGUCAGGACUGCGAAAACCCCCUCUGCACAACUUGUAAUAAUUUGGAAAUGGACUUUGAAUUUCAGCAAUGCAAAGUGAUUGCGCUAGAAGAAUUCGACCACUGCGCGAUGAAUUGUUUGAACAACUGGGGCUGCAUCGACAAUUGCUACAAUCGAGAAAUCUUGCAAGGCUUUUCGCAAUGCAAAUGCUUUGACGAGAUUCCAUCAGAGUCAACCGAAUACCUCACCGUACUAUCGCAAAACUGGUACUAUGGAUCACCUAAUCUCGGCUAUGUUACGAAUGUCGACGGCGGUUUUCAGCAAAACCGAUACUACAGUUUUUAUGAAAACAGCCUUCUAUACGCAGUCAGUGCAGUCUACCAAGAUAAUGUCUACAUCUUUGGAGGAUACGAUAGUGACAAUGAUUUCUAUAAAACAGAUAUUCACCAAGUAUUUGGAUGCGAAAUUCGCAAGCUUUCCGUCACACUGGAAAGACCCGUCGCAUAUUAUACUGGAAUAGUGGCAACAUCCGAUGGAGUUUACUCCGGGUUUGUUGGUAGUAAUUAUAAGUGGACACAGCUUUUUGAUGGAACAAGAACCAUUCUUUCAAAUUACAAUACUGAUGCGGACCAUGAAGGGGGCUGCAUGGCUCACUUGAAUAAUCAACCUGUUGCAAUUGGAGGCGACGGUGGAAAUAAUGUGGAAUUGCUUAGAUCAAACGGAUGGACUUAUCUCGACUCGCAUCCAAUGUAUGAUUUUCGACAAUUGAUCAUCUAA